Episyrphus balteatus (marmalade hoverfly) is the source of this 5696-nucleotide messenger RNA. It is a transcript of the gene Syn, whose product is annotated as synapsin. The record is from RefSeq and is a predicted model, not a curated record. Gene Ontology annotation, molecular function: ATP binding. The transcript is spliced from 14 exons. Bases 641 to 2509 code for a protein of 622 amino acids. Gene Ontology annotation, cellular component: synaptic vesicle membrane; synaptic vesicle. Lineage: Eukaryota; Metazoa; Arthropoda; Insecta; Diptera; Syrphidae. Gene Ontology annotation, biological process: neurotransmitter secretion.
AAAAAUUAGAAAAAGUAGAAAAAUUGGUUUUUGUUCUUCCUAAUAAAAAAAAAUUUAUAUCUAUACCUAGUUUUUACAGUGACAAGAUUGCAAAGAUAUAACUCCUUUUUUCGAAAUAUAAAAAAAAGGAGAAGGUGAACAAAAAAGAAAAAAAAAUUAACAAUUACAGCGCAUUAACAACAACAAUUUAGCUUUCCAGACAUCGAGUAAUAUCUAUCUAAUCGAAGGGUAAAUCGCCUUUCGAAAAGAUCUGCAAAAUUUUUGGAAUUUUUUUCAAAAUCUCAACCCGAAUCACCACUGAAAUCAAACUUACCAAAACAAAAGAAAGCGCUUUUGAACUGAACAGCCAAUCACUGUUCGGUUUUUCGCUUUAAAUCAAUAUUAGCGCAAUAGCUACUGCUGGGUGUGGGCGAAUCUGCGCCCCGCCACCGGAAGAAUACCAAGCAAAUGGAUCAGUGAGUUGUUUGUAAUUUGAUAAAUGUUACGUGUUAAUUUCACUACUACCCCCGCAAUAUGGAUGGUUUAUUUGUUGUUGUAACAGAGUAACACAGUAAACACGCUACUUUAACCCCAAAAAAAGAAAACAUCUAUUUAUUGAAAUCACAACCACACAAAGAAAAAGAUAUAAAAACAAGUAAAAAUGGAUGAUUCAGAAUCGGAUACGGAUCCGUCGGAUACUGAUGAUGAAACUAAAGCCGGCACCCUGAAUUUCUCGUCGUUCAAGACCAGCUUUACUUCCAAUGUUAAUUUCCUGAAACGACGAUUCAGCUCGGGUGAUCUAUCAUCCGAGUGUGAUGAUGUUGAUCCAAAUGAAUUGCCACCGGCCGCUAGGCCACAGCAAGAUCAAGCACCGCCAUUGCAACAGCAGCCAAAGCCACAAAAUGCUGGGCCACCCAAUAUGCCACCACCACCGGCUCCAUCUGGACCACCACCAGUUGGACCAAGUGGGCCAGUACCACCACAACCUACUACCGCAGCACCAGAAUUGGCAUUGAGUUUUGGCAAGGGUCCGGGUCCACGAGGUGUAAGUGCUCCAACAAGUCCAGCUAAGUCGAGAGAAAGCCUUUUACAGAGGGUUCAAAGUUUAACUGGGGCAGCUCGUGAUCAAGGGGCUUCAAUUAUUGGAGCAGCUGUUCAGAGUGCCACAAGGCCAACAUUCAACAAAGAUAAAUAUUUUACUUUACUUGUGUUGGAUGAUCAAAACACUGAUUGGUCGAAAUACUUUAGGGGAAAACGUUUGCAUGGUGAUUUUGAUAUUCGAGUUGAACAAGCUGAAUUUAGAGAAAUAUCGAUAACUGCAAAUGCUGAAAAUGGACCUGUUGUAUCAAUGGCGGUAUAUCGUGGAGGAACUAGGGUUGCUCGUUCAUUUCGACCUGAUUUUGUACUAAUUCGACAACCACCGCGUGAUGGAUCUAGUGACUAUCGUUCAACUAUACUUGGAUUAAAAUAUGGAGGUGUUCCUAGUAUCAACUCUUUACAUUCGUGCUAUCAAUUUCAAGAUAAACCAUGGGUUUUCGCUCAUCUAUUACAAUUGCAAAGACGUUUGGGAAAAGAUAUGUUCCCACUUAUUGAACAAACAUUCUUUCCCAAUCCUCGAGAUUUGUUCAGCUGGUCAAAAUUCCCGUGCGUACUUAAGGCAGGGCACUGCCAUGGUGGUAUGGCGACAGCUCGGUUAGAUAAUACCAGCGCUCUGCAAGAUGCAGCCGGCCUUGUGUCGGGAUCAGUGACCAACGAUGCGCAAUGCUACUGCACAAUUGAACCAUACAUCGAUGCCAAAUUUGAUGUUCAUAUUCAAAAGAUUGGCACCAACUACAAGGCUUUCAUGCGAAAGUCAAUUUCUGGCCACUGGAAGACCAAUCAAGGCUCAGCUAUGCUUGAACAAAUCGCAAUGACCGAGAAAUACAAGUCUUGGGUAGAUGAGAUCUCUGAGUUAUUUGGAGGCAUGGAAGUUUGCGGUGUAUCUGUGGUAGUUGGAAAAGAUGGACGUGAAUUCAUCAUCAGUGCUUGCGAUUGCACUUUCUCUUUAAUUGGCGAUACACAAGAAGAAGAUCGGCGACAAAUCGCUGAUAUUGUUACAUCCCGGAUGCAGAAUGUCUGCCGCCCUGCAAUGGCAACAAAAGCUCCAAUAUCAAGAUCAUCAGUUUCGUCGUCACGUGGUGAAAGUCCAACCGACGAUCUUCCUCAAGCUCCAACUGGACCACGACCAGCUCCAAUGGGUGGACCACCACCAAUUCCCGAACGAUCUUCACCAGCUGUGGGCUCAAUUGGCCGCCUAAGCAGCCGAAGCAGCAUUUCCGAGACCCCAGAGGAAGCUGCUGCAGCUGAUAAAUCAGCUUCGUUAGCCUCUAACGGACGUCGUGACUCUCAAACAUCACAAGCUUCAACUGUCUCGAGUGCUUCCAAAGUCUCACAACGUCCUCCGCAAUCGCAGACAUCGGUUGUCGAAGAUGCGGAGGACACUAUGAAAAACCUUAGGAAGACUUUUGCUGGGAUAUUUGGUGACAUGUAGGAAUUAGCAAAUAAGAAACGUGGAAGGACCGUUAGUGACACCAGCUCAUCCUUUUUGGGAAAACAAUUUUCAUUCUCAGCCGGUGGCGGUGCAAAACCAGAUGUUAUAUCUUCGCAACCCACUAAACCCGGUUCAACUAGUGAUUUUAGUAGUAUUGCUGAGAAUAUAUCUUCCCAGUUGGCUAAAAGCGCUAAAGAUUCUAGCUCAACAGGAUCAGCAUCAACUAGCAGUGAUCCUAGCAACAAUACACCUUCCAACGUUUUACAAGCAUUCGAAGAAGAGAACAAAUAUAAACCAGUUACCAACUUUGAACCGCAAGAGAGAGUCAAUCCAUUUGAUAAAGAUAGCAAGACUUCUGAUACAUUUGCAUCCACAUCCAUUUACAACAAGUCUUCAGCAAUUCCAGCAACAACAACUGCAACAGUCCCAACAACAUCAGUUUCAAGUAAAAGUGCAUAUUCAAGUGAUAUUGGCACCAAGGAAUAUUUAAAGAAAUAUGAUUUUGAGAGUUCUACAACUUCAUUGGACUCUAGGACUGAUUCGAUUGGUGCAACUGAUUAUAAGCCAACAAUUCCAACUCAUAGUCCAAAUGUUGCAUCAAGUUCAAGUGGUUAUACAUCACAGUCAGCUUCGCAUACGGCUAGUCCUUCGAAUGGUUAUAAAUUAGGCGAUAUGAAAUCUGGCAGCUAUUCACGGACUGAAAGCAAUGAGAAACCUUCCGAUUUAGAUAUUAUUUUUGGAGAAAAUAAACCCCUAUCUGGUGGCAAUGGUAAAAUUACACGUUCCGGAGGUUCACUCUCCGAUGCUGAUAUUAUUUUUGGUGGACCACCAACACGUUCUGAUCGUUUUGCUAAUUCAAAAAGUAUGAGUGUUACAACUGACACCCGAAAUAAUUCUUCAACUGGUGUUGCAGGCGGAAGUGGCACAAAUUCAUAUAAAAUCUAUGAAGGUAUACAAAAUAAUGCCUUUCAAGAUUUUGAUUCACAAUCAAUAGGUUCGACAGCAAGUGAUCAUUGGAGUAAAUCCAUUGAAGAUGAUGGCGAUAUAGAUCUUAAAUAAAAAAAAAAUAAUAAAAUCAUGAUAGAUUACUUAUGAUUUAAAUCAUAAAAUAAUUUUCAUAUAUCAUUUUUUUAUUUAAGAAAAAAAAAAAAUUUACCAUUUUUUCAUAUAAGAAAUUCUCUUAUAGAAUAAAAUGGGAAAAGAAAAAGAAUUAAUUCAAGAAACAUGUUGUCGCCUCCAUAGUUUCCUGGUUUCACUUCACAAAAAUCCAUAUAAAUUUCUUCAAUCAUAAUAAUAAAUUAUCUCUUACAUAAAACAUAUAGAAAAAAAUCGAAAUCAUAACCAUUGUGUAAUCGUCAUAAACCGAAUUGUAGCCAAUAGAUUCUAGAUUCUCCAUUCUUACUACCAUACAAAAAAUUAGUUCAAAAUCAACAGAAUUAUAAAAAUAAACUGAAAUAAAUAUUCCCACAGAAUGAAAAAUGAAUGCUGAAAAUGAUAUAAAAAUAUUAAUUUAUUCAUUUUAAAAAUAAAAUUAAAUUUAGGGCAUAAAUAAAAAUAAUCUAUAUAAAUGGAUAUCAUCAAACUAAAAGUAAUUUUAAAAUAUUACAAAAAGUCAAUAUAUAUACAUUACAAUAUAAUAUUAUAUUAUAUACAAUAUAUAAAUAUAUAAAUCGUUUUUAUUGUUAUUGUUAAAUGAAAUACGCAUCAAAAAUCCCCCACUAUCAUAACGACACAAAAAACAUAAACAUAUACAUAAAUAAAUUAUUUAAAUUAAAAAUACAUUUAAAAUUAAAUUUUAUUAUAAUUAAACAAUAUAUGUUAAUGUUAAACUUAAAAAUAAAAAACAAAAUAUGACAUCAUAAAACAAACCGUAGUUCAUUUAAAAUUAUAUAAUUAUAAAUAUCAUACAUGACAAUAUUACAAAAAAAAAAUACAUUUCUUGUUAGAAAAUAAAUAUACAAAAUAAUAAUAAAAAAAAAAUAAAAAUAUUUAUAAUUACACAAUAAAUAUGUGUUUGAUAUGAAUGUUUGUUACUAAAAAAUAAAUAAAUAAAAAAAUAUAUAUUAAACGGUAGGCCAUUUACAACGAAAGAAGGUACGUUUUUGAACAAAUUUUAGGACCAUAUGGCCAGUAUUAAAAAUAAAAAAUAAAAUUAUACAUUAAUGUUCGCAUAUAUGUAUACAAAUAUAUAUACAAUUCACGCCUAGAUACACACGUGCAUUACAAAAAAAAAAAAAUACAAAAAUUAGUUAAAAGCUACGCACACACAUUCAUAAUGCUGAUGACAGAAAAAUGCAUAAAACAUUUUAUUUAAGCAACAAACUAGUUUAUAUAUAUGUAUGUAUGAAUGUAAAAAAAAAAUAAAUAUUACAUAUUGUGUAUGUAAAUUGCACGCAGUUAUAUAAACUUCCUAUAAAAAUUACAAAAAAAAAAAAAAAAAAUUUAAAAAUAUUUAUGGUAAAAUCCUCCUUUCCUCCUUUCAUGAUCGUAUAACUCUUUUUCAUUUUUCAACAACAUUACCUAUAAACAUAAUAUAAAUUAUAUAAGUUUAAGCUACAUUAGCAUUUUUAAAAAUUUUUAAAUAUUAUUGUUCUUUUGUUGUUUUUUUGUGUUAAUAUUAACUAUCUUUCCUAUAUCAUACACUUUUUUCAAAAUAAAUUUUUAAAUGUUUCUAUUACAUUUAGAGAAUAUAUAAUAUUAAAGUUCUUAAAAAAAAAAAAACUAUGCUACAAAAAUAAAUAUAUAUAUCUAUUAUUCACAUGUUACAUACAAAAAUCACUUAAAACAAAUAAUGUUAGUAAAAAAUACAUGUUCAUUUCAAAAAAAAAGAAUUCCCAUAUUCCAGAAAUAUAAAAACAAAAAAAAAAAAACAUACAUAUUCAUACCUAAAAUGCAUUUCCAAAAAAUUAUUGCAUAAGAACCGGAGUAUUAUAAAAAAUAAUAAUAAUAAAUUAUACACAGGAUAAAGUAAAUGGAUGAUAAAAAAUAAUAUUUAUGAUGUUAUUAAAAAUAUAAACCAGAAACAGAAACAUGAUAAAUGGGUAAACUGAAAAAGCUAUACUAAAAGUGUCAUCAUCUAAAAACAAUUAAUAUGUGUUGUUUAAAAAAAAAUUAAAAAAAAAAACUAUGUAUUUGUAUACAUAUGCAAAAAAAAUUGAGUUAAAUAAAGGAGGAAUUUUUAAAAUUA